Molecule: messenger RNA, 2290 nt
Organism: Pantherophis guttatus
Lineage: Eukaryota; Metazoa; Chordata; Lepidosauria; Squamata; Colubridae
Gene: LHX5
Product: LIM homeobox 5
Biological process (GO): regulation of transcription by RNA polymerase II; neuron differentiation
Cellular component (GO): nucleus
Molecular function (GO): RNA polymerase II transcription regulatory region sequence-specific DNA binding; zinc ion binding; DNA-binding transcription factor activity, RNA polymerase II-specific
Source: RefSeq, a predicted model, not a curated record
AUGAUGGUGCAUUGCGCCGGGUGCGAGCGGCCCAUCCUGGACCGCUUCUUGCUCAACGUCCUGGACCGGGCCUGGCACAUCAAAUGCGUGCAAUGUUGCGAGUGCAAAUGUAACCUCACCGAAAAAUGCUUCUCGCGGGAAGGCAAGCUCUACUGCAAGAACGACUUUUUCAGGAAGUUUGGGACGAAGUGUGCCGGCUGCGCGCAGGGCAUCUCUCCCUCCGACCUGGUCCGGAAAGCGAGGAGCAAAGUUUUCCACCUGAACUGUUUCACCUGUAUGGUGUGCAAUAAACAACUCUCCACGGGCGAGGAACUGUACAUCAUCGAUGAGAACAAAUUUGUGUGCAAAGAGGACUACCUGAGUUCCACCAGUUUGAAAGAAGGCAGCCUGAACUCAGUUUCUUCCUGUACCGAUCGAAGUUUAUCUCCGGACCUUCAGGACCCCAUGCAGGACGAUACAAAGGAAACAGACAAUUCCACUUCCUCGGAUAAAGAAACCACCAAUAACGAAAAUGAGGAGCAGAACUCUGGAACCAAAAGAAGGGGACCUCGGACCACUAUCAAAGCCAAGCAGCUGGAGACCCUCAAGGCGGCUUUUGCAGCCACCCCUAAACCCACCCGGCAUAUUCGGGAGCAGCUAGCUCAAGAGACGGGGCUCAACAUGAGAGUCAUCCAGGUUUGGUUCCAGAACCGACGCUCCAAAGAGCGAAGAAUGAAGCAACUGAGCGCCUUGGGAGCCCGAAGACACGCGUUUUUCCGGAGUCCUCGGCGCAUGCGCCCUCUGGGAGGCCGGCUGGAUGAAUCCGAGAUGCUGGGCACGGCUCCUUACAGCUACUACGGAGAUUACCAAGGCGAUUACUACGGCCCUGGGAGCAACUACGACUUUUUCUCGCACGGCCCCCCCUCGCAGGCACAGUCGCCGGCCGACUCCAGCUACAUCCCGACCUCGGGGGCCGGGUCCACCCCACUCGGGCCCCUGGACGCCCCCUUGGCCGCACACCACACCUCGGAGAACCAAAGGUACACGGAUAUGAUCUCUCACUCCGACACGCCCAGCCCGGAGCCGGGGCUGCCGGGCUCGCUGCAUCCCAUCCCGGGAGAGGUCUUCAGUGGGGGUCCCAGCCCCCCUUUCCCUAUGUCGGGGUACAGCGGUCCCCUCUCGCAUUCCAACCAGGAGUUGAGCGAAGCGGCCGUCUGGUAGAGCGCCCGGGAAGGGGGGACGCCGCGCUCCAGACCUCUCGUCUAAGCCCCCAACUCGGACCGAGCCCCUCUUCCCACCCGGAGUUGGGGGGGCUUCCCUCGGAGCCGCUCCAGGACCGCUGAGUGGGCCCAGUGGAGACGCCUUGGAAAGCCCGGGUAGGGAGCGUCGAGGGGGCCGCCAGCUGCCAACCUCCGAGUUUCUCAACUCUUUUGGACCAAAGUUGGAUUCGCUCCUCGUUUCGCAGACUGGAGGAUGGGGAUGAGGAAUGGGGAGGGGGGCUUCUCUUCCCUUGCCCCGUUCCACCUCGCUGGCCCUCACCCACCCACCCAGGAUAGUGUCUUGGGUUCGAUUUUUAGUGUUUUUUUUUUUAAAUAAAAAUAAAGGGAGAUGGGGAGAGAAGACAGACACACAAAAAACAUCCAAAAAGCAAAUUGGAAUUUGGUUCGCUUUGCUUUCGUUUUUCUCCGGAUUCGGACCCCCAAAGGAAAAAAGGAAAAAAGGAAAAAGGAAGGAAGGAAGAAAGAAAGAAAGAAAGAAAGAAAGAAAGAAAGAAAGAAAGAAAGAAAGAAAGAAAGAAAGAAAGAAAGGAUUUCUUUUAAUUAGGAAACUGGUUUGAUUGACGGCGAUGGCAGGGCGAAGUGGGGGUUGGAAAAGGGGGAAGAAGAGCCGGAGUGGAUUUUGGGUUUUGUUUUUUUUUUUGUUGGUGACGCGGCGCCCCCUGGUGGUCGGUGCUUGGAACGACAUGCCGGACUUCUUCAAAGAACUCCUUCAAGACGGAUUGGCGAGGGGGUCUUGGUUUCCUUUGGGUUGAAUUAAUUCAUUAAUAUUAUUCUAAUAUUAUUCUUUAUUUUUAUUGGGGAGGGAAGACGACGCCCCCACUUCCCCACCCCCGACGACCAAUAACAGCAAACAUUUUAAAAAAGAGAGAGAAAGAGAGAGAGAGAGAAAAGCAAAUGAUUUGAAGAUGGUUAAGGACCCUUUCGCCAAAUUUUGCUGGGAGGCUGUUUGAGGAUGUAUUAUAGGGUUUUUUUGCUCCUAGUUUCUUUAUUUUGUAUAAAGAAGAAACAAAUAAAGUAUGUUUUUGUGUUUA